GGGGAAAGCAGAAGGAAGGAGACGGAAGAGGCGGGACGAGGGAUUCAGUAGCGCGAAUUUGGAAGUGGAUAAAAGGAAGAGAAAUCUUAACUUCCCAGUUCGCCACGUGGCCCUGGGCGCAAGUUUCGAAAAGUCAGCGGCGGGAGCGGAUUACAUUAAACCGUCGUCUCCGAUCAUUUUCUUCUCCGAUAGCGUUUCUGGUGGAAUCUGGUGCUAGCUGGCCGUUUCUCCGAUCAUCUUCGCCAUAAAGUUCCGGCCAACAAUUGGUGGAGCCUUCCUCCAGGCUGAUUGGUUGAUUAAUCGUUAGUAGCAAAGCAAGAUGACUGCCUUCAAGUUUGGGAAGUUUCGAUGUUCAUCAUAUGGUUUCAUCAAUAUGCUUGUUGAAGUGUUCUCUUACCUAGGUCCAUUUCAUUAUGUAGCCCGAGGUAGGUUGGAAUUCAGGUCAUAUCUCCUACCCCGACAGUCUUGGUAAGUGCAGCAAUGGGAGGCGAUGUAGUGAAGGCUGAAUCACCUAGAAGAGUAUGGGUACCAGAAACGAAGAUCGAGUCGAAAAUGCUUGAUGCCAUGAAGCAGAGAGAAGCUGCAGGAUGUUCCUUGAGAUCAUUCAACAGCAUACUCUUGAAGUUCCCCAAGAUUGACCAUAGCUUAAAGAAAUGCAAAGCCAUUUUUGAACAAUUCGAUUUGGACUGCAAUGGCACCAUUGAUCAUGAAGAGCUGAGAAGAUGCUUCGACAAGCUGGAAAUCUCUUUCACUGAAGAGGAGAUCAAUGAUCUCUUCGCGGCGUGCGAUAUUAAUGACGACUAUGGAAUGAACUUCCAUGAGUUCAUAGUACUUCUCUGCCUGGUGUAUCUUCUCAAGGCUGCUGCUGCUGUUGCUGCUGAUCCUAACAAACCGAAGAUGGGGAUGCCAAACUUGGAGGCUUCCUUCGAAACACUGGUCGAUGCAUUUGUGUUCUUUGACAAGAACAUGGAUGGCUACGUGAGCAAGAAUGAGCUGAUACAAGCCAUACAAGACUCAGGGGAACGUGCUGCUGGACGAAUAGCCUUGAAGAGAUUCGGUAAUUCUCUCCCUCCACCGCUCCACAUUGUUGUGUUGGAAGCUCGUUCGGCUUGUGGGUUUGAAUUGCUUUUAACUAUGAACAUGAUAAUGGCAGAGGAGAUGGACUGGGAUAAAAAUGGGAUGGUGAACAUCAAGGAGUUUCUGUUUGCUUUUACUAAGUGGGUUGGCAUUGAGGACGAUGAUGACGACGAAGAAGAAGAAGGUGAUGAGAAUGCCAAGGAUGGUGAAUGAAGGACAGAGAUGCAAAGAAUGCCUUUCUGCCACGCCAUGGUUGAGAAGAGCUACUUGCUAGCGAUUACAUUUAGCCCUGUAGGAAUAAAUGACUAUAGACAGAGUGAUCGAGCUUGUAAUGUAGAUAGCUAUCAAUGUUACUUCCAUUCUUUGUAUCUCUAUGUCUUGUUAAUAUUUCAUAGUACGGGUACUAGAAAAGCAAUUAACCCUUCUGUUAACCU
Linum tenue is the source of this 1511-nucleotide messenger RNA. The record is from the annotation of a GenBank genome assembly. NCBI's taxonomy places the organism in Eukaryota, Viridiplantae, Streptophyta, Magnoliopsida, Malpighiales, Linaceae.